ACAACAACAACACAGAUGCCAGUGCUUUCUUAGACUGUAAUUAAAUGUGACCUGAAAGACUUCAAAGCAGGUAGAGUAAAAGAAAGUCCCUUGCUACUCAACAAUAAAUCUGUAUCAUGAGAACCCACAGUUGAUCUAAGUCCCUCUCUAACCCUAAUGACUCUAUUAUCCACGCUGGGUUUUAAGUUCUAGAGGGGGAGAGUUUGCAUCACUAUCACAAAUUUGAAUACAACUUUCCAUAUCUGGAAAUUUACUCCUGUACUAUUUACUGACUCUCCACCUGUAUCAAGCAGUGAGCAAAAAAAAUAUAAAACUACCUUCACAGCCUUUCCAGCGGUGACGACCUCCCCAUGACAAUAUGCCUCCCACUGAGGAUCUCCUCCACCCCUCUCCAGAAGAGAAGAAGCACCUGGUGCAGAGCCCCAAUUCCUACUUCAUGGAUGUGAAAUGCCCAGGAUGCUAUAAAAUCACCACCGCCUUUAGCCACGCACAAACGGCAGUUUUGUGGGUUGGUGGCUCCACUGUUCUCUGUCAGCCAACAGAAGGAAAAGCGAGGCUUACAGAAGGAUGCUCCUUCAGAAAGAAGCAGCACUAAACGCCACCUCGAACCAAGACGAGUGGGAAACCAUCCCAAUAAACACAUUUUGGAAAAUAAAUAAA
Myotis brandtii (Brandt's bat) is the source of this 660-nucleotide messenger RNA. RefSeq names its product 40S ribosomal protein S27-like. The coding region runs from base 359 to 595 and encodes 78 amino acids. Lineage: Eukaryota; Metazoa; Chordata; Mammalia; Chiroptera; Vespertilionidae. The record is from RefSeq and is a predicted model, not a curated record. Gene Ontology annotation, molecular function: RNA binding; structural constituent of ribosome. Gene Ontology annotation, biological process: translation; ribosomal small subunit assembly. Gene Ontology annotation, cellular component: cytosolic small ribosomal subunit; ribosome. The transcript has a single exon.